AUCCCAAACCUUGAUGCUGCAUUAUAUUAUACGCAAAUAUACGAGAGCGGGUAGUGUUUAUACCUCAACAUUGUUCUAACUCCGAAGCUGUAUCAUCUUAUUGCGAUGGCAUUGUCAUAUGUAUUGCCAUCUUAUCUGUUUUUAAAUUCCAUACCUACACUCCGCCUUCUCAGACCUAUUAUCAAAUACCCAUCUGCAAAAACCAACAAAUUUCUUGCUUCUUCUUUCCUCAACACCCUAGAGAUCAACAAGACUGCUCCAUCUACAUCUCGUAUAAAUAUUCAACACCCUGUUCCCACUUCUGCAUAUGUUCAUCUCCCAUUCUGCAAAAAGAGAUGUUUUUACUGUGAUUUCCCAAUAGUAGCAUUGGGCAGCGGGGAACCCCCGCCAAACCCACAAGGCUCCCAGCAUGAUCCAAGAAUGGAAAACUACACCAACUUAAUCUGCAAGGAAAUCGCAGCAAUAGGUUCUGCUGCUUCAGAUUCUAUGGCCCCCUUGGAAACUGUGUUUUUCGGUGGAGGUACGCCAUCUCUUAUCCCUGCAUCCUUACUGGCUCACAUAAUCGAGUGCCUUAGAAAACAAUUUGGAAUCAUAACCAAUUCAGAAAUAUCAAUAGAAAUGGACCCAGGCACUUUUAAUGCCCAAACUCUUAGACAAUUCAUGGAUUUAGGCAUCAAUAGGGUUUCUCUAGGAGUACAGGCCUUCCAGGAGAGCCUUCUGAGGUCAUGUGGGAGGUCCCAUGGGCUUAAGGAGGUUUAUGAGGCUAUUGAGAUUGUUAAGUCAAGUGGAAUUCAGAACUGGAGCCUGGAUCUCAUAAGCUCCCUUCCCCAUCAGACACUGGAGGAUUGGGAGCAGUCUUUGCAACAGGCUAUUGAUGCAGGGCCUGCCCAUAUGUCCAUCUAUGAUUUACAGGUGGAGAAAGGGACCAAGUUUGGGCUAUUGUAUAAGCCUGGACAAUCCCCAUUGCCUAGUGAAGAUGAUUCCGCAAAGUUCUAUAGAUUAGCUUCGAGGUCACUUCAGGAGGCUGGGUAUGGGCACUAUGAGAUCAGUAAUUAUGCCAAAGAAGGGUUUCAGUGCAGGCAUAAUCUGGUUUACUGGAAGAAUUUGCCCUACUAUGGUUUUGGGCUUGGAGCUACUAGCUAUGUAGGGGGUUUAAGGCUUUCGAGACCUCGGAAAAUGAAAGAUUAUGCUCUGUUUGUGGAUAAAGGAUAUGUAGGCAGAGGGAAUGAAUCUGAAGUUUUUGAUAGUAAGGAUCUGGCAAUGGAUACGAUUAUGCUGUCUCUGAGGCUUGCACAGGGUCUGGAUAUUAGGACGUUUGGGAAAGUAUUUGGUCUGCCUCUUUGCUUGUCUCUGUGCAGGGUAUUGAAGCCAUUUGUGGCUAGUGGACACUUGAUAGUUUUGAAUGACGAUAGACAGUCUCUUUGUGCAGAAGUAUUUGAUUUGUUUUGCAACGAUCUCCGACAGGAAGAAAUUAUACCUUCCAAGUUUGUGCAGCAAAACCUUGAGAAUAAGUAUGCUGAGGUGUUAGAUAGAGAUGGGCUAGAUGUUCUGUAUGGAGUUGAAGAACGUUCAGUUUCUGAUGUUAGGAAUCAAAUUGCAUAUAUUAGGCUAAGUGAUCCAGAAGGAUUUCUUUUGUCAAAUGAACUGAUUUCUACUGCCUUUGCUGCUUUGAUGCUCAGAAGUAACUUUGAGAAUCAUGGAAUGAAAAUUAUUGCACACGUGAAUAUCAAUAUGUGGAUUACAAAUAGAGGACAGCUGACGGCAGCUAUCUGACUCAAGUUAUUGAUGUCAUAAAAUUCCAAAGAGGAUGGUGCUUCUGAUAGGUUGAUCUGUACAAAGAGGCCUCACUGUGAACAAUUUUGGAUCAUCUUACAUUGAUUUCUAAAUGCGUUUGGAUGAAGAAGAAGAAGAAAAAGAGGAAGAAGAAGAAGAAGAAGAGAAAAAAGAGGAAGAGGAAGAAGAAGAAAAUUAUACUAGCACUUGCUCUAUUUAGUCGAAACUAAGGAUCUUUUCCGACUGAAAGUCAGAUUUAUUUCAAGAGCUCGACGUUAGAAUCUCUGCAAAAAGCAGAGAGAACUUCCAUACUUAUGGACUAUAUUAGAAAAAAGAAAUUCAUCAAUUAAUUGUUGUCAGUGUGCUUUUUCAAGCCCAUCUAAAAACAUCAAAGUGUUAUAAUUUUAAUACCAAGCAAUUUUCAAAACUAUGUAUUAUAUUGAUGCUUUUCAUGCAGAGCACUUUCAUUGUCAGGGAGAUUUGAAACUAAUCAGAUUUUUUUGCA
This is a messenger RNA of Cryptomeria japonica (Japanese cedar), 2278 nucleotides long. RefSeq lists its product as uncharacterized. The transcript is spliced from 2 exons. Gene Ontology annotation, cellular component: cytoplasm. The coding region runs from base 106 to 1773 and encodes 555 amino acids. NCBI's taxonomy places the organism in Eukaryota, Viridiplantae, Streptophyta, Pinopsida, Cupressales, Cupressaceae. Gene Ontology annotation, biological process: porphyrin-containing compound biosynthetic process. Gene Ontology annotation, molecular function: 4 iron, 4 sulfur cluster binding; coproporphyrinogen oxidase activity. The record is from RefSeq and is a predicted model, not a curated record.